AUGGCAGAUCUACACUUUUGCUUCCAUGAUUUUGACAGGAGACACGAGCUUGAGGUUCGAGUUCAAGGGGAUAUGGAUUCCGGGGCUACACGAGCAGAUAUUGGAGAAUUGAGGGCGGAAGUUAGGGGGGUACGGGCAGAAUUGCGACAGCAAGAGCGGAGAAUUAUGGAACUAGGGAAUGAAAUUGGGGGGAUGAGUGGAGAAAUGAGGGACGUAAGGGAAGAGCUGAGGAUGACGAGGAGAGAGCUCCGGGGGACUAGGGCAGAAAUGUUGAGGCUGAGAAAUGAAGGCACGCAAUAUAGGGGAGACUUAAGAGGAUUAAGACAGGAAAUUUUGGGUUUGGAAGGGGAGAUUGUGGGGUUGAGGGGUGAAAUGAGGAAUGUGAUCAGAGGGGUGAGAGAGAUGAGGGAAGAGUUUUUAGAUUUUAUGGAUGAAGUUGAGAGAGGCCAGAGAGAAAGGCUGAGAGAAGCUACCAUAGCUUAUGAAAGAUUAAGAAGAGAGGUUAUGGAAGAACUGGUUAUGAGGGAUGCGAACAACGUUCAAGUGGAGCUACGGUUAAUGGAGGGAUUGGCGAGGCGCGAUGCGGAAAGCAUUCGAAUGGAAGUACGAAUUAUGGAAGGAUUGGCGAGGAGGGAUGAUUACAAUAUUGAGAUGGAGCGGCGGCUGAUGGGAGAAGUUCAAGAUCUUAAAACGAGGAACGCAGAAAGAUCAGAGAGGGAAGAUGAGUUGACAAAUGAUGUGGAUGAUCUAAGAAAUAGAAAUAUGGAGAAUGAACGGGUAUUGGGAGGUGAGAUUGAAAGUUUGGGCAAUAGGAUGGACGCUUUGGCGCUGGAAAAUGGGGGGUUGAUGGAAAGGGUAACGUGGUUGGAGAUGCCAGGACCUGAAAUUGAGGAAGACGUCGAGCCAGUGGAUGAUCAGAUAGUCAAUAAUUUGGCUGAAGAACGGCACGAUAAAGGAAGCGGAAAGAAAUGUGAGAGGGGAGAAUGCCAGUGGCCAAGAUUCUAUACCGGAAGGAAGAAACAUAGUAUUAGGAAAGAGCUAGCUUUAAGGAUCAUGAAGUAUACAGUUACGUGA
Molecule: messenger RNA, 1074 nt
Organism: Botrytis fragariae
Lineage: Eukaryota; Fungi; Ascomycota; Leotiomycetes; Helotiales; Sclerotiniaceae
Exons: 1
Coding region: 1-1074 (357 amino acids)
Source: RefSeq, a predicted model, not a curated record